This is a messenger RNA of Vespa crabro (European hornet), 7150 nucleotides long. It is a transcript of the gene pns, whose product is annotated as DENN domain-containing protein 5B. The transcript has 20 exons. Gene Ontology annotation, molecular function: small GTPase binding; guanyl-nucleotide exchange factor activity. The coding region runs from base 387 to 4403 and encodes 1338 amino acids. The record is from RefSeq and is a predicted model, not a curated record. Lineage: Eukaryota; Metazoa; Arthropoda; Insecta; Hymenoptera; Vespidae.
GAGAUAGAGAAACGAAGCCGAACGAAGGAUAGACGGCUAAUAGCAGUUGCGCCUCCAAGAGUGGAGGGGAUAAAAGUGUAGCGCGAAAGGGGAAGCAAUAGGGAGGAAGGCGAGAGAGGGAAAAUCUGUCGGAUACGGUCGCAGAACCGUGCGUGCUUCCGUGCAGUUCCGUGCUUUUCUGUACGUGUCAAGAUCAGCUGUGUGUGUGUGCGUCUCUCUCGAGGCCACGAGUCGAAGAAGAAAUGACAGCAGUCGAGAGAACGGCCGCGAUGCCCUUUACGCUCUCGUGAGGGUGGGUAAAGCUUUUCUAAUUUCGAGAGAAGGCGGGCCAGACAUCUCUGUCACCACCCGCCGUUUUAACUUUACAAUAAGGCUCGAUCGAGAGGAUGAACGGAAGCCUGGGAAUAUCUCGAGGACCCGAACAACAUCCACAGAGAUUCGCCGAUUAUUUCGUUAUAUGCGGUCUCGAUAAAGAUUCGGGCCUCGAACCGGACAAAUAUUUCGGAGACUCUUUACAAUGUACACCUCUGGAUCGAGCAUACAAGAGCAAAGUUUUAGGACAUUAUCCGGACUCAGUACCAUGGAAUCCAUUCGACGAGCAUGCAGUUUGUAUGCUUUGCCUACCAAGCGGUUUGAGAUUUCGAACACAGAAACAUUCAGUCGAGCCGACGUUUCAUUCGUUUGUCCUGACCAAAGAAGAUGGCCACAGGACGUACGGUUUCAGUCUGGUAUUCUACGAAGAGUGUCGUAAUCGUAAGAUAUGCGCUGCUAUGCAAACGUUGCAAGCGAUGCAUAUCACAGAAUUAAGUAGUGGUCAGAACGGUACACCGCCAACGGCGAGAAAGGGUCAGGAGGGACACAAUACUAGAUCCUUGCCACGUCAUUUUAAAUUGUCAGCACACUCCCCGAGUGCAGCAUUAGCUUAUUACGAUUCAACCAAAGAUAAAUUAUUAGUGACCAAGUCAAUUUCUUUGCUCUGUCAACAGCCCUAUCUUCACGCGGCCAGAACGUUCCUGACCAAUCUAUACAAAUGUGUUCCUAGGCAUCCAGGACCUGGCCUUAGUUUAGAAUCAUACGUGUACAAUCUUUUGUACAAUGUACCAGUACCAUUACCUGGAAAAUCAUUAAAAUUUUUUAUACCAAACGAUGAGCCAGCUAAAGUUCCCUUAGAAUUGGUUAUACAUCAGCCUAUGCCAUCGCAAGAAUUACCAAUGUUGGAUUAUCCUUUGAAAGAUGUAUUUACAUGGCUGGGGGCUGAUUGCGUCAUACAGUUGUUCACUUGCGUCCUUUUGGAGAAUCAAGUUUUACUCAGAAGUUCAGACUUUAACAAACUGAUGGUAGUAUCCGAGUGUAUAACCGCCCUUUUGUUUCCCUUUUCGUGGCAGCACGUUUACGUACCUAUAUUGCCAGCCAGUCUACAUCAUUUCUUAGAUGCACCAGUUCCAUUUAUAAUGGGAUUGCAUGCUCAGAGCGAAGGUGGUGUAUUAAAAAUUGCUAGCGAAGCAAAUCUUUGUUAUGUAGAUAUAGAUAAGCAAAGUAGCCAAUUCCCGGAGGAGUUACCUGUAUUCCCACAUAAGAUGCAGUUUAUUGCUGAGAUUAGAGCACUUUUAAAUAUGUACAAAGUACCACAAACGGGAAAGACUGAUAAUAUGUUCAUAAAUUAUGUCAAUGGUGACAUUAUGACUAGCAGCUUGACUCUUCCUGGUUCUGGAUUUCACCUUCCACGUAGAAAGCAUUCGUUACAUGAUGUUUUAGAUUGGGACAGACCUGAUUCCACACCCCAAACAGAUGCUUUUCAACGAAUUGUUGAUAUAGUUAAGAGAACAGGUGUAAAUGUAGAUGAUAUUGAUUCUGUGGAGGAUACUAUUAAUGAAAAAAUACUCACUCCCCAAGAGGAAUAUCAAGAAACUCUCAUUUUUAAUAAUGCCAUUAGAGAGAUUUUUUUGAAUCGUUUUGUACAAAUGUUUUGUAGUUAUGAACAUUUUGUUAUUCUACCAAGUCAAGAUAAAGACGAAUGGUUGAAUAAUAGAGACAGUAUGCAUGUCUUUGAUAAAGCAACAUUUUUAUCCGAUCAACCUGCGCAACAUUUACCAUUUUUAUCAAGGUUUUUAGAAACACAAAUGUUUGCUUCCUUGGUUGAUAGUAAAGUUAUGUCAACGUGGAGCGAACUCGAUUAUAAUAUCAAAGUUUUUGACGAUAGAAUUACAUUUUUAAAAAAAAAAGUUGGUGAAAUUAUUAUAAGAUCGACACGUUACGAGACAUGCACGAGCAUGACUGAAACACAAAAAGUUUUGGAACAGAGAUUAACCAACGUAGAUUUUGAAACCAAUCCACCAACAGAGAUUGUUCCACAUAGAGCUGCAUACUUCAGGAGUUUUCCUUUACUAGAUACGGUUGCGUUAAACAAAGAACCUGCUCAAAGUAUACUUCGUAGUAGAAAAGGACAGACACAGUGGAAAUAUAAAAUGAAAUCUAUGGAGUCAAAUGGUAAAACAGCAGUACCUCAAGAAUCUCAAUCUCCACGACCACAAACAAAGCUCUCUGCGGAUAUGAGUCCAGCACUGAUAGCGCAAGCCAAUUGGACUUUCGUUGAAAAAUUGCUUAAGGAUUGUAAAUCUAAAACAAAAAGAAUGUUAGUCGAAAAAAUGGGCUCUGAAGCUGUUGCCCUUGGGCAUGCGAGUGAAUCUCUUUCUGACGUGGAAGAAAAUACAUUAGUAGCUAGCCUCUGUGAUUUAUUGGAAAGAAUAUGGAGUCAUGGGUUACAAAAUAAACAGGGCAAAAGUGCUCUUUGGUCUCAUCUUACAAUGUAUCAGGAAUUGGAGGAAUGUAAUGUUACAACUAAAACUAUAGAUCCCAAUUUUCUUUCUCCCGUACCCAAGAAAUCGCCAAAUAAACUUUUUGGGUUACCGGAUCGUUUAAUCGCAUCCUUAAAGAGCAGAAAUAUUUUUGAGAUUGCUUCCUAUAUCAAGGAGAAUUUUAAUGAUUUAUCAAAACUGGCAUUGGAGACUGAUGUCUCUCCAACAAGAGGAACUGAUAAGCACAAAUCUCCUGGGGAAAGAAGAGCUAUUGGACCGGAGCAUUUGCGACCUUUACCUGAAUCAUUGACUUUUGAUAUUCGAAAUAUUCAAGCAAUGACAGAUAUUAAAACGCACAUUGGAUAUGCCAGAGCAUGGGUGAGAUUAGCAUUAGAAAAGAAGUUAUUAUCUCGACAUUUAAAAACACUGCUAUCUGAUACAGCACUUUUAAGGAGUCAAUAUAAACGAUCAGCAUUUUUACGCUGUGAAGAAGAAAAGGAACAGUUUUUAUAUCAUUUAUUGACGUUAAAUGCGGUCGAUUAUUUUUGCUUCACAAAUAAUUAUCCUACUACUAAGUUACCAUAUAGGGUUGUAAUAUUUCCAAGUCGUAAGGCAAGCGCAGCUACAACUUCUGCCAAUAGUUGGAUCGCUAUAUCUGGUACAUUGUGCGAAACUAAUCCUGUUCCAAUUCCUAAAGCAGCUCUAGAAUUUGUAUUUCACCAUAAAAAUUUAGGUGUCCUUUCGACUUUGCGGAUAGGUCAUGACAAUACUGGUCUUUCUCCUAAAUGGAUGGUAGAACACGUUGUGGUAAGAAAUGAAGUUACAGGGCAUACAUUUAAAUUCCCUUGUGGGCGAUGGCUUGGUAAGGGCAUAGAUGAUGGAUCUACUGAAAGAUUGCUAGUAGGUGCUUUAGUACCAAGUAGUAUUGAUAAUGAAGAAUUGGUAGAAUCGUGUUCGACUCCUCCAAGAUGUAGAUCUCCAAGUAUACCCAGACGACCUAUAUUAUCCGAAGUUGAAUUGCAACAUAUGCUUGGAGAAGCUGUAAAUGCGAUUGUCAAAUAUUAUUACAGAAGAGAGUGCCAAGAUAGUUCUCUAACUGCCUUACUUUGUGGGGAGGGUGGACUCGUACCUUCUCUUGAACAAAUCUUUUUAUUCGGUUUUAAAAAUCAAAGAAUAUUUGGUAGAAAUUUUUAUGUUUGGGACUAUCUUUUACGAGUAAAAGAAAACUUUGAGAUAUCUUUAUUAGAAGAAAUGGACGAUUACUCACAGAGAUUAAAUAGGAGUAAAAAAAUACAGAGUAAUCAGAGGUGGUUUACUAUCUUGAGAUGUUACAGUCAUCUUAUUGAUCAGAUUAAUAUAUUUAGUCAAACUUUAGGAAAAGAUGGAAAGUUUCAGUUGUUCAUUUGUUUGGCAGCAAGAGAACAAUUGCUUCAUCCAAUGUUACGUCCGAUGAGCGAGGCACGUUCUACGUCGGAUAUGUACGAGGAGAAUUCGUUUUUGAGAAAUCCUAGUCUCUUGACGUUUCUUAUACAUAUUCUUGAACCGCUUAGCGACUUCCAUAUUGUUCUUGAGAAAAGUUUGACUCAUGGAAUCUCUAGUAUAUGUUAAUCUGUUGUACAUUCCGUGUGUAUUUUGGAUGAAAGCUUCAUAAAAACGGCUGAACCAAAUGUGACACGAUGUUAUUGCAUUCAUUUUAUACACUGUUAAAGUCGAAAGACGAUAGGGAGACACCGGUGUUAGAGUAUAGGAUUCGGUGAAAUAAUUUGCAAAGAUGCAAAGAAUUUUAUUAUUACAAUAUUAUAUAUAUAAAAUUGAAUAUUAAAAAAAAAAAAUGAAAAAAAAAGAAAGAAAGAACAAAUCGAAGACUGUUACCGGUGAAUGUAAAAUAGAAAUUUUUAGAUGAGAAAUUAUUAAGAAGUGAGAAAGAGAGAGAGAGAGAAAGAUGCAUGCUAUUUACCGAAUGUAAGAUUCGAAGAGAGCAUGAACUUUCUCAUGCUAUUUUCAAUGCUCGUACUAUUCAUGACAAGUGAUAUCUAAUUAACUUUUACUCAACUCCUUUUACUGCAGUUAUUAUUAAUGGGGAUAUACGAAUGAACCUUUCUCUAAAUCAUCGUACGUACGAACGAACUAUGAACCAAAGAUUUUAAUCCUAUUAAUUUAUUAAUAUAAUUAAUGCCGUGUAUAUUAUUGCCAUUAUUUAAACAGAAUUAUAAUCUUUUUUUUUUUUUUUUUUUCUUUUUUAAUCCAUGUAAAAUAAUCAAGUGUUGUAAAAACAUUUGGAUGACAUUUGUAUAGUAUCAUGUCGGAGUAUCUUGUGUUAUUAUAUUUUUAACGUAAACCAUAUGAUACUCUUAAUAAUCUUCCUCUAAUAGAAAAUUGUCUAAAGAUCUCAGCUCGAUCAUUUGACAUUUGUGUAUGUACUCACAUUAUUUUUUACUGGCUGUGCUUUGAUUAAUACACGUUAAAAAAAGUCUCAAGGGAAGGAAAAAAAAACGAAAAGAAAACACAAAGACAUCGUGCAAGAAGUUUUUGUUAUGAUUUUAUGCUGUGUUAGAUUUGCGAACGUAAAACAUUGUUGAUUUCAUUAUUAUAUAAAUUGAAAUAUCUCAGAUAGCACGCGUACAAUAAAAAAUAAAAUAAAUAAAUAAAUAAAUAAAAAAAGAUAUAAAAGGCCUCCUAACUUUAAAAUAAAUAACUUUAAAGAAAUAUUAAAAAUCUAAUAAUACGCACUCUGGGAUAUUAUAAUUUAUUUAUAUAGAUUUAAUGGCAACAUUUCUCCAUGACAUAUGUAAUGUUUUAUUAGAUUUGCGUCAAAUUAAGUUUUUUAUACGUUACUGUAAUAACGUCGUAUAAUUUAUUUUCAAAUUAUAUUUUUCAAUUGGAAUUCUUUUGACCUUGUCUAACGGAGAAGGACCAAAAACAUCUUUGUCAGUUAAAAAAAGAGAAAAAAAAACGAGAGAAAAAAGCAAAAAAGAAAGAAAGAAUAAUUGGCAAUUCUUUCAAUAUCAUCAAUACAAUAAAAUACAUAUGCACAAUUCAUUUUAAGUCUUAUAGAUUAAAAAAAAAAAAAUACGAGUUAUAUAUAUAUAUAUAUACACACGACACACGACACACACACACCCACACACACAGGACACAAACUUUCUACACUCUGUACUCGCUGUGAAGUGAUAAUACUAUACCGUUUUAAUAAUAACUAGACCGCAAAGUACAAUCGAAUUGCAAGCAUUUCAUAAUAUAAACUCGAAGAAGAAAGAAAGAUAGAGAAAGAAAUAAACAAAAAAAAAAAAACAAAAAAAAAGAAAAGAAUAUUUAUAAUAGUUAGAGCUUAUAUUCAGUACCUUACAGAAUUCUUAGUACAUAAAACAUUAUCUUUAUAAAUUUUCCUAACGAUAGACGAUUUCUUCGUCAUCAUAAUCAUCAUCAUAAUCAUUAUCAUCAUCAUCAUCAUCAUCAUCGAUAGGCUUUAUUAUUCGAGGAAUAGCCGAACGACGUAAAUAUAUAAAAAGAUUUAUACAUAAAUUCUCACGAGUUCAGAUGAUCUAGAGAAAAUUGUAUUGAAUUUAUAAUCCUCUUCGUGAAUCAAGAGUUUGAAAAAAUGAGAUGUAAUUAAAUUAAGGAUAUAUUAAUUAAGGUGAGAGGAGUCAGCUGCAGCAACAGCAGCAGUAGCAGCAGCAGCAGAAGCAGCAACAGCAGCAGCAGCAGAGUUGAUAUAUGAUGCGCGUUGAAACCAAUUACUACUUUUAUUGUCCGUUGAAACGCGUUGAAAGGGAGUUUAAUUCAUCAGUACAAAAAAAAAAAAGAAAAAUAAACCAAAGGAGACGACGAUGUUGGUUUUAUAAUUUCUUGUUGUUAUUGUUGUUUUUUUUAUUUUUUUUUAUUAUUUUUUUUUUUCUUUUUUUUGUCGAAUCAGUCAAAACCGUAGAAAAUUACGUGAUAAUAUACUCUUUAUUAUAAUUGUUUAACCAAUUCAAUGAAGUUAUUUCUCUCUCGCUCGUUUUUGUUUCAUUUUAUUUUUAUUUUUAUCUUUAUCUUGUUUAUUCAGAUAUAUAGGAAACUAUAAUCGAUCAUUAUAAAAUAUUGUCGCUCAUCUCCCCUAUUGCGUGUAUAUAUAUACACAGACACUACAUACAUAGAUACAUAAGAAAAUGAACACAUCGUCAUCGUCAUCAUCAUCAUCAUCAUCAUCAUCGUCGUCAUAUUAACAAGCGUAUUAAUUGGAAAGAAAGAAAAGUGCAACUCAAUGGUAACGUAUAGGUAACUUUUACAACAAAAUACCGUAUGUUUGUAAAUAAGUAAAUACAAAAUAGGAUAUUAUAUUGUACAGUAGAAUAAAUGGUUAUUGAAAAUAUUAA